Messenger RNA from Aspergillus tanneri, 390 nucleotides. RefSeq lists its product as uncharacterized. The transcript is spliced from 2 exons. The record is from RefSeq and is a predicted model, not a curated record. The coding region runs from base 1 to 390 and encodes 129 amino acids. NCBI's taxonomy places the organism in Eukaryota, Fungi, Ascomycota, Eurotiomycetes, Eurotiales, Aspergillaceae.
AUGUGCUCCGAUACCAUCGAUGAAAAAUGGGACCGUGCUCUGUCCAUCUUGAGUCGGUAUAUGUGGUUUUCUACCAUAGGUCGGGAAUUGGUUUCAGAUCUGACGGAAUUGCUUUGGGGUGGAUAUCGAUAUGUUACCAUCCAGUACCCAGAGCUGGACGGUGCGUCGACGACGAAUAUUAAGGAACAACAUGCUCAGUGUAUAAAGAGGUACGAUGUCCGGGGCACAGAUUAUGGUGUCUUUCGGGUCAGUCUCCGAAUCCCGAAGAAUCUACCGAUGCCGAUGGACCCACUCGGGAUGCCGGUAUCGGUAGAUCGCCGAAUUUUCAUCUACUUUCAGCUCGAGCUCAUUGCAGAGCAUGCUAGCUUUGAGUUGGAGCGUGAGCCAUGA